AUGCCGUCAGCAUCUGGGAAGAAGGAUCCACAAGUUACUCCGAGGCCUGCGACGGGGCCGCCUCUGACUGUCCUUAUGCUGUUUCUUGAUGGGCAGGAUGCUAUGGCGGAUGUGGCUGCAGCAGAUGUUAACCCUGCAAUCGAUAGCUGCGACGAGAAGAUGUUGCCCAAGGUGAAUAUGUUGUUCGAUGGUGAGAGCGAUGCGUAUGAGUUCUACAUUGCAUAUGCUGAAAAGGUGGACUUCUUUGUCCGAAGGUCAACGCUCUGGACAACAUCAAAGAACAUAAUCACAAGGAGAACUUUUGUGUGCUCGAGAGAGGGUUUCCAGGAGAAGAAGAAAGGAGCAAAGGAAGCAAAGUGUCCGCGUCCUGAAACACGAAUUGGAUGCCCAGCAAGCUUGACCAUUAGACUCACCGCUAAUGGCAAGUACCGUUUGACAGAGUUUGUGCCGAAUCAUAACCAUCAGCUGGCAACGGCAUGUACAGUUCAUAUGCUGAAAGCAAAGAAAAUCAGGCACAAAGCACGGGCUGCGAGAGAAAAUCUGGCAGAUGAUACUGUGAGUACACCAGAAUUUGAGAAUGAAGAUGAGGCAUAUGAAUUUUACAGCAUCUAUGCAGGGAAAAUUGGGUUCAGCAUGCGUAGGGCUAGCAUGACGGUGAAUACUGAGAAUGUUAUAACCAGAAGAAUGUUUGUUUGUUCAAAAGAAGGGUUCCGUGAGAAGAAAAGAGGAGCAAAAAGAGUAAAGAACCCUCGACCAGAAACGCGGACUGGCUGUCCAGCAUGUAUGGUCAUCAGGCUUGGAACUAACGGCAAAUAUCAAGUCACAGAAUUUGUUACCUGCCACAAUCACCAGCUUGGGGCUGCAGCAGCUUCAGAUCUUGUCAUGACAUCUGGGAGUACAGAAAAUGGUCAAGAUGAUGGAGUUGAUCAGGCAGAUAGAUCACUCGAUGAUUCUGUUCACAAGCAAAAUCUGAUUAAUGGAAGUGCCACUCUAAAUUCCCUAGAAGAAUGCAACUUCAAGAGAUGCCUAUUUGAUUGUGAGGAUGAGGAUGAGUUUGUGACAGCAUGGAAGGAAAUGUUGGAAAAGUAUGACCUAGAAGAUAAUCAAUGGCUAGCAGAUUUGUUCUCAAUAAAGGAGAAAUGGUCACUGGCAUAUGGCUGCGAUGCAUUUUUUGCUGAUAUGAAAAGUGUCCAGCAAAAGGAAAGUUUGACAGAGAUGGAGGCUGAUGUGAAUGCUAAUCACAGUACAAAAAAGCCACCUUCUAUGCGAAUGUUAAGGCAAGCUGCCAAUGUAUAUACACCUGCCUUUAAAAUGUUUGAGAGGGAAUUUGAAUUAUACAUGGAUUGCAUGCUCUACAUCUGUGGUGAGAUGGGCACAAUUUUCGAGUAUAGAAUAAGUGUCGAGGACAAACCAAGAGAUCACUUUGUACUUGACACGAGGAAUAUCAAGGACCUUCCUAUUCAGUACAUCGUGAAAAGGUGGAGGAAGGAUGCCAAAUCAGGAUCCUCAAAUGGUGAUUGUGCUUUCUCAUUUGAUGGUGAUCCUGACUCUCUCCACAUAAAACGUUAUAAUUUUUUGUGUCGUAUGUUCAGUAUAGCAGCGGCUAGGGCUGCAACUUCUGCUGAAUCAUUUGCAUAUAUGGAAAACCAGUCAAACAUACUGAUGGAUCAAAUAGAGCAAGUUAUUCAAACCAGACCCCCUGACAUAGCUGAUCUUAUUGGUGCUAAUUGUGACCGAACUCAAAAUUCAGUUGACAAUAUUGUCGCUGAAGGCAUUCACAGUCAUACUAAUUUUCUUAAUGGCUCCACUGAUGGCUCUCUAACAUUUCCGUUCACAUUGGGUGCUGGCACAUUGGAUUACCGCUAA
Molecule: messenger RNA, 1866 nt
Organism: Miscanthus lutarioriparius
Lineage: Eukaryota; Viridiplantae; Streptophyta; Magnoliopsida; Poales; Poaceae
Source: the annotation of a GenBank genome assembly